AUGCCUCUGGCGUCCGUGUUAGUGAUGGCGAUGCCUACGCAAAAACCGCGCAUUGGAUUCAGCAUCGAGUCCAUCGUUGGCAGUUCGCAACGGCGGCUCGUGAACCCGUCGCCGCCGCCACCAUCUUUCUCUCCCACCAGCGACGGCAGUUACUCCGGCUCGCGGUCUACUGAAAGGCUGAGGCCACAGCCGACUGAGGUCCCGAACCGACCACCAUCCGAUGGAUGCGGACACUUCCAGUUUUUACCUCAACAGCAGCAGCAGCAUUACCAUCAUCAGCGACCUAGAGUGACGGGGACACCACCGUUGGGCCCGAAUCAACGGCCCUCGCUCGGGAUGGUCGAUCUGAGCAGCAGUUCUAGUCGAAGUCCGCCGCUGGCCCAGACGCGCCUCUCGCCGGACCCGGAUUCUGAGCCCGGCCACCAUCACCGAUCGCCCCGAGGUUCCCCCUCGUCGCCACCAGGGCCGGGGCCCAACAACCGUGGACCGAUCGUGGUGCCGGGUAUUCCGGCCGGGCUGGUGAGGCCCUUCCCGGUGGCUGGGAAUGGGCUGGGCGACCUAAAGUCACUUCCACCGUUCCUGGGCAAUGGGGCGGCCGAGUUGGCGGCCGUGCAGGCGGCCCACAACCAACAGCACUUCCUGGCAGCCCAGUUCCAGGCGGCCGCCGCCCUAGCGCACGUCCAGGCCGGCCAGGGAGGCUUCCCGGGCCAUCCGGCGCAUCUAGGCCACGGUCAUCACGGUGGCGGCAUGCCACGCGACAGUUACCAGCUGUACCCGUGGCUCCUGAGUCGGCACGGGCGUUCCGUGUUUGCGCCCCGGUUUCCCGGCAAUUAUUUGCUGCCAUUUCGCAAACCGAAACGGGUACGGACCGCGUUUUCACCCUCGCAACUGCUGAAGCUGGAACACGCCUUCGAGAACAAUCACUACGUGGUCGGUGCGGAGAGGAAAACUCUGGCGCAGGCGCUCGGUCUCACUGAAACGCAGGUCAAAGUGUGGUUCCAGAACCGGCGCACCAAGCACAAACGGAUGCAGCAGGAGGAGGACGCCAAGUCGGGUGACGGAGCGAGGGGCGGCAGCGGUGGCGACGGGCGUCGCAGUCCCGGCAGUCCGGCCGGAAACUGCGACGACGACGACGACGACGAUGACGACGAGGAUGAGCUAAUCGAUAUGGAAAUGGAUGACGAGUGCCCGAGCGACGACGACGAGGACGAAGGACGAUGA
Anopheles bellator is the source of this 1221-nucleotide messenger RNA. RefSeq names its product homeotic protein empty spiracles-like. The record is from RefSeq and is a predicted model, not a curated record. Gene Ontology annotation, biological process: brain development; central nervous system development; neuron differentiation. Lineage: Eukaryota; Metazoa; Arthropoda; Insecta; Diptera; Culicidae. The transcript is spliced from 3 exons. Gene Ontology annotation, molecular function: DNA-binding transcription factor activity, RNA polymerase II-specific; DNA binding. The coding region runs from base 1 to 1221 and encodes 406 amino acids.